Anoplophora glabripennis (Asian longhorned beetle) is the source of this 1680-nucleotide messenger RNA. RefSeq names its product Golgi pH regulator (gene GPHR). The coding region runs from base 144 to 1502 and encodes 452 amino acids. Gene Ontology annotation, biological process: intracellular pH reduction. The transcript is spliced from 8 exons. NCBI's taxonomy places the organism in Eukaryota, Metazoa, Arthropoda, Insecta, Coleoptera, Cerambycidae. Gene Ontology annotation, molecular function: voltage-gated monoatomic anion channel activity. The record is from RefSeq and is a predicted model, not a curated record. Gene Ontology annotation, cellular component: Golgi cisterna membrane.
UGUCACAAAUGAAAGUGACUUAACCCAACUUUUGUGAGCGAUGAUGUGUAAUACCAACAAAUCAUGAAAAAGUACAAAUAAAUGUUUUAUAAAUUAUAAGUAGUUUUACUGCUAGCGUGUGAUGAGGAAUACAAUAUUUAAAAAUGACGUUUUUACAAGAUACAGUUGUAGUUCUGGCUUCUCAAGUAGCAUUUUUCGUGGGGGCAUGGAUAUUCUUUAUGAAGCAACUAUUUAAGGAUUACGAAGUGAGGCAUAUUAUGGUUCAGCUUAUAUUCUCCAUUACAUUAACGUUAUCAUGCACUAUGUUUGAAUUAAUUAUUUUUGAAAUAUUAGGCCUAUUAGAAUCGAGCUCGAGAUAUUUUUAUUGGUGCCUAAUGCUGUAUUUACUUCUCUUCGUCGUGAUAGUGUUGAACCCAUUUUAUAUUGGCUACUAUUGUAUAAGCAGCAUUAGAUAUGUUAAGCCCGAUUACGUUAAGCAUUUAACGAUACUUAUAUGGAUAGCUUUUAUAAUAAUAUUUUGGAAAAUUGGCGAUCCGUUUCCUAUAAUGAACCCCAAACAAGGAGUUUUGAGCAUGGAACAGUUGGUAUCGAGAAUCGGAGUUAUAGGAGUGACCGUAAUGGCCCUUCUGUCGGGAUUCGGAGCCGUGAACUAUCCCUAUACGUCCAUGGCUUAUUUUAUGAGGGAGGUUUCGGAAGCAGACGUAUUAAACAUUGAGAAAAGGCUGAUGCAAACCAUGGAUAUGGUUCUCAUCAGGAAGAAGAGAAUAGCAAUAGCAAAAAAACAGUCUCUUGAAAAAGUGGAUUCGGCAAACAAAAGGAGCAUCUGGGGAAUGCUUUCAUCCGUCGGCAGCAACAGAAGUCAUGAAAAUAUAUCUCAACUGAGAUUGGAAAUCGAAGGAUUAGAGGAACUAAGUAGGACCCUGUUUCUGGAGGUGCACGAGAAUCGUAACAUGUUGGAGAGGAUAGAAUGGUCGAAAACUUGGAAGGGGAUAUAUUUUAAUUUUCUCGGCUAUAUAUUUUCUGGAUACUGCCUAUGGAAAAUAUUCAUCUGCACGAUAAAUAUCGUGUUCGAUAGGGUGGGCAAGAAGGACCCAGUAACGAGAGGCAUCGAAAUCGCGGUCCACUGGAUGGGAUGGAAUUUCGACGUUAAUUUCUGGUCGCAGCAAGUGUCCUUUUACUUGGUCGGUUGCAUCGUAGUUACGUCGAUAAGAGGCUUCAUUAUAACGUUAACGAAGUUCUUCAACAGAAUGUCGUCGAGCAAGAGCUCCAACAUAAUCGUCUUAGUUCUGGCCCAAAUAAUGGGUAUGUACUUCGUAUCGUCGGUGCUGCUCCUGCGGAUGAAUAUGCCGGUGCAGUACCGCGCGAUAAUAACUCAAGUGCUCGGCGCGUUGCAGUUUAACUUCUACCACCGCUGGUUCGAUGUGAUCUUCUUGGUUAGCGCCCUGGGCAGCAUCGUUACCCUCUAUCUCGCUCACAAACAGCCCGUGAGGGAGAGCAUGUAACGGUUUAGGUUAAGUUCAACAACUUACGUUAGAUUUUAACACCCAACAUUCUUUAUACCGUUUUUUUUUUAUCGUAUUAUUUUAUAUGUAUAUUAAUUUAUUUAUAACUGCUAUUAAGUGAACGAUUAUAUUGAAAGCCUGAUUAUAAUUUUGAAAUAAAAUGAUAAGCUUUAUGUUA